Anneissia japonica is the source of this 3702-nucleotide messenger RNA. RefSeq names its product rho guanine nucleotide exchange factor 3-like. NCBI's taxonomy places the organism in Eukaryota, Metazoa, Echinodermata, Crinoidea, Comatulida, Comatulidae. The record is from RefSeq and is a predicted model, not a curated record. The transcript is spliced from 9 exons. Bases 92 to 1546 code for a protein of 484 amino acids. Gene Ontology annotation, biological process: intracellular signal transduction; positive regulation of Rho protein signal transduction. Gene Ontology annotation, molecular function: guanyl-nucleotide exchange factor activity.
ACAAUGUACUGUGUUUCAUUCAGGAUUUGGUAGCAAGUAGGAUAUGUAAUACAGUAAUACACAGUGGUGGAUAAUAACAAAUUUGUCAUCGAUGUCUGUAAGCACUGAAGUUAUCCUUAAGGAAGAGGGAAUUUGUUUGAAGAAAGUUCCUAUUGGUAAUCCUCUGGCAAUGUUGAAUGAUUUUGCGGCACAGUUAUCCCUUACUUAUGGGUCUUUUGCUAUGGAAAUUCUACGCAUGCAGCCAAAGGGAACAAGUAGUCGACGUGGACGUUCGUUGGUUAAAGGAACAUCGCUAGUGAGCCUUUUGUCUCCAGUGUCUUCUGUCAAAAAAGUUGGGCAUGCUCUUCAGAGGUCGAUGAGUUUUCGCAACAGCACCUCAUCGCCGAGUGUGACGAUCAAACCAUACAGCAAACCCCAGGCUACGCCAACGAAGAGGCGGGACAGCAGAUUAUGGUCGGAAACCGUACAGGGAAAUAUCAACGAAGUAAUGACGAAAAUACAGAUAAAACGGCAAGAGGCAAUUUUUGAGCUGUUACAAGGGGAGCACGACAUGGUAGACGAUCUAAAACUGAUCAUGAAAACCUACCGCGAUUCCAUGCGAUCAUUGCAAAUGCUUACAGAGAACGAAUUGAACACAAUAUUUGGCACGUUAGAAACGUUGACUCCAUUACACGAAGAAUUAAUUAAUGGAUUAAGGUUGCAAAGAAAUCAAGAUGGUACCACAGAUGUUGUCGGAAAAGUUUUCCUAGAAUGGUUGCCCACCGUUCUAGAUACAUAUAUAACAUAUUGUUCCAACCAACUCGCUGCAAAGACUCUCCUUGAUGAGAAGAAGCAGACAAAGCAAGUUAGUGACUUUCUGCAAAGGUGUCAAGAAUCGCCAUUCAGCCGCAAGCUAGAUCUUUGGAAUUUUCUAGACGUUCCCAGAAGUCGACUAGUAAAGUACCCACUCUUGCUGAAGAACAUCUUAAUGUUGACGCCAAGCGAUCACGAAGAUAGACAAUCUUUAGUAGAAGCAAUAAAAGUUGCAGAGAAUAUGAUAAAAAUGGUUGAUAGGCGAACAGGAGAAACAAAAUGCCGUCAUUACAUCAACUCAUUUGAAUACUUAGACGACAAACAAAGGCAUCCGCUGAUAAAUGAACAAAAAGUCCUGCUCUGUGGUGGUUUACUGAAAAACAGCAAAGGAACAAAACUUCAUGUAUUCCUGUUUGAGGAGAUACUGGUGAUGACGAGGCUGGUCACGCGCAAUGGCAACAAAGCCUACCAAGUUCACCGUCAACCAAUUCCCAUCGGAAACCUGAUGGUCGAAGAUCUAUCUGAUGGAACAGUCAAGUCUGGUGGGUCAUUCAGAGGUGCUUUCACAAACAACCAAACAUAUAAACACACAUUACGAAUUAACCCUGUGGAUGGCAGUAGCGGACAGUCAUGCAGUUUGCAAGCGAACGAUGAACAUGAUAAAAAACAAUGGUUACUACAACUACGAAGUGCAAUCAAUUCAGUAAAGCAGGAAAACGGAAACACGAUGUUGCCCACCUCAUCAUCAGACUGAAUAAAAGGAGAUAGUUUUAUGCGAUGAUGUUAUAUAUGCAGGAACUUGUGGAUGAAAAUAUAGCAGCACACAACUGUCCCAGCAAACAUCUGGACAAUUUACGUGUGGGCUGUAUACGCAAAGACUUGACAUUGUAAUUUAGAGACACGCGGCAGUCCAAGAAACAUCUGGACAAUUCAGUUGGCACGCAGUGUCCGAAAACACCUUGAGAUUGAUUUAAUUAAUGUGGUUGUCGGUCGCGGCAGAGGGGAUGUGCUGCGAAGCUUGUAACGCUGAAAUGGACUUGUUGCUGAUAGCCAUAGAAUGACUACACAUCUGUAUUUUACAACAGUGUGCUUGAUAUGCCUUCUGGCAUGGUCUUUAUCAUCAUUUUUUGAUGCUAUGUGUUGAUCAUGAAUAUUCAUAAAUAUUUCAAUCAAACUGCAUCUUUAUGUGCUAGGUUAAUGGUACAAUACUUAGAUCAUGAAUAUUCAUACAGAAUCAUAAAUAUUUAAAUCAUUAACUGCAUUAUUAUGCUGUGUUAAUGUAAAUUUGAUCUUGAAUAUGCAUAGCUAAUAAUUUAUUAUUACUAUCAUGUUAUAAUUAAAGAGAGACAAUCAACUUAAGAAACCUUCAUUUCUCUGUUUUUACGGGUAUUUUUCACUGUAAUCUGGGGAAAAUAAGAUUAACCAAAUUUUUAAAUAGUGAAUUUAUCUGUUAACUACAUUUUAGUAUUUUUAUACCCACACAACUCAUAUAUUUCGUUACUUUGAAAAUUUGCUUUGAAAUGUUUUUGUUUUCUGAUCAUAUUGUUUCAGUUACACUGUACUUAGAACAACAGCCUGAGUAACAUGGGGCCUUAAAUGUAAAUUAUGUAUAUAAUAAGUUCAAUGUACAAAUUGUAAGUAAUAGUCUUUUUUUUUAUUGUAAAGGUGCUUUUUACUGAAGGAUAUAUUCCUGUCGUAAAGAGACAGUUCGACAGUUGGAGAAAAAAAAAACAAUUAAAAAGUGUACCUGGAUGGAUAAUCCUGCACUAUGGUUCUAAAAAAAUAAUCAAUAAAAGUAUACAAAGUUGAAUUUGAUUUUAAUCUAAGAAUAAACAACCAUGAAAUAUUCAUAAAUGUUGAUAUUUUGUUGAAAAUCAUUAUGUAUUUAGAAGCAAUUCUUUCAACUCAUAUUUCUUGUAACAAGACAUUUGUAUUUAUAACUUGAUGAAUUACAGUAAACCGCAAGGCAACUUUCAGUCGUUUCUUAAAUUUAGCAAAGAUUUUUUUAAAAAUUAAUUUGUCUUUCUUUAAUUUUAGUAUUUAUUUGUUAAUGAAAAAUUAGAAAUCAGUAAGAAUGAAUGAAUAAAUUUAUAAAAUUUAACUUUGUUAUUAAAGUUGGAAGUUUGCACGAGUGAUUCAAAGGAGUUCAUACCAGUGUAAAGCUAGUUUCACUUUAUUAGCAACUUCUAGAUUUUUAAGAGAAGAACAAUGUACUACAGUUCGCCCUCCAAUUCGAGACGACCUUUGGGAUGUGAACAUUUGGUGUGGUCUCUUGUUGGUCUCCAAUUAGAGGAUUAGCAUUGUGUUAGAAGAUUGUUAUUUGGUUCUUUUAAAAAGUGGUUACAAAUUAGAGGGGUCUCGGAGAGGGGUCUCAAAUUGAAGGGUGCCCUGUAGUAAUGCGUCCUGACCUGAAAAUGACAAGUCAUUCCAGAAAUACUAAUGUUCCCCCACCCAAUUAUUUUGGCAGUCAAAACCGGGGGUAAACUAGGGCAUAAAAUCCUGUAGUAAAAUUGGAGACAAUGCAUCUUAUUCAGGCCAAUUGUUUGCUUCAUGUAUCCUGUGUUUUGAUUCGUUAAUUUACAUUUAUUUAUUUAUUUUGUUCAUCUUCAAUUUUAAUGUGUUCUUGAGUGUCUAAAUCCUAAGUUGUGAUUUUUGUCAAUGUAUUGAAAAAAACAAAUUAUUUAAAAUAGUUUAUUAAGUUUUAAAAAUGAUGUUAAUGGUGUACUAGCAGGCUCAUUGUGUAAAUGUCAUACCUGCAAUAUCUUUCACCCAUUUGUCUGUAAUACUACUAUCAAUCAAAUUGUGUCAGAGAAAAAUUAUUAUCCAAAUUGACUUCAUUGUGUAUGUAGUCUUUCCAGUUAUUCUUGGAAAUAAAUGCUAAUCACUUUGUAAAUGAAACAAAAGUAGCAA